CGGGGCGGGGUCGGCCGGCUUCCAGGCCUGGGCUCUGGCCGCCCGCGCCGCCCGGCCGCUCCGGGGACGGGCCGGGGCGGGGCGCGGCGGCAGGAAGCGGGGCGGGGACUCGCGGAAGCCUUGGGGAGCGAGGGAGGGCGCGGCCAACUCCCGGAGAGACGACAGGCCGAGAGAGCGGCGCCCUGGCCUGGCGCCGAGCCUGAGCCAGCCGGACGGGAGGCGGCCCAGCCACGCUCGGCCCCAGCCCCGCCAGCAUGGCCGGCCGGACCGUGCGGGCCGAGACCCGGAGCCGGGCCAAGGAUGACAUCAAGAAGGUGAUGGCGACCAUCGAGAAGGUCCGGAGAUGGGAGAAGCGCUGGGUGACUGUGGGCGACACUUCCCUUCGUAUCUUCAAGUGGGUGCCAGUGGUGGACCCCCAGGAGGAGGAGCGACGGAGGGCAGGUGGCGGGGCAGAGAGAUCCCGAGGCCGGGAGCGGAGGGGCAGGGGUGCCAGUCCCCGAGGGGGUGGCCCUCUCAUCCUGCUUGAUCUCAAUGAUGAGAACAGUAACCAGAGUUUCCAUUCGGAAGGCUCCCUGCAAAAGGGCACCGAUCCCAGCCCUGGGGGCACCCCCCAGCCCAGCCGCCCUGUGUCACCUGCUGGACCACCGGAAGGGGUCCCGGAGGAUGCUCAGCCCCCACAGCUGGGCCAGGAGAGAGAUCCUGGGGGCGUAACCGCAGGCGGCACGGAUGAGCCUCCAAUGCUGACCAAGGAGGAGCCUGUUCCAGCACUGCUGGAGGCUGAGGAUUCGGGAGUGAGGAUGACCAGGAGAGCCCUCCACGAGAAAGGCCUGAAAACAGAGCCCCUCAGGCGGCUCCUUCCCAGGAGGGGUCUCCGGACAAACGCCCGGCCCAGUUCUACGGUGCCUCAGGACCCCAGAGCUCCCGUGGGAGGAAGCAAGGCCCCGAGGGCACCGAGGACGACCCCCCAGGGGAAGGGGAGGUGAGCCGGCUCCCCAGGCAAGAGGAAGCCCUUAGGCUUCCCUUGGCCGCCCCAAGAUCCAGCCACCCACCCGUGCCCCCGAGGGUGCAGAGAGCUUCCCAGCUCCACAGCCACCGCGGGAUCAUCGGGGGCGAGCGGCCCCAGCCUGACCCGAACCUAAGGCCACAGCACCCAUCUGGCUCGCCACCGACACCCGCACAGAGCGGGCUCGACGACACCCCAAGUGUGGGAAGGGCUUCGGGCACAAUCGGACCACAUCGAGCGCCUGAGGACGCAUCGUAGCCAGAGGGUCCGGAGUGGUGGGUGCGCGCCCGGCCUCCACCCGGGGAGGGGCUGCACGGGAAGCGCCGGGGCCUCCGCCAGCCUCCGGCCAAGGCCCGGGGAGGCAGCGCACGCGCAGAGACCCUGCGUCACACGCCCAUCUCCCCACCGCCUCCCUCCUGCCUCCCCGAAGGCCCACGGAUGCUCCGCCUGCGGGUGAGUUCCGUUGAUCGCUGGAGGACCUGCAGCAAGACCUCCCGGCGGGGCCAGCCUCGCUAGUUCCCCGGGAGACCACGGGGCCGGAGACCUUCCCGCCCAGGCGCCCGCCUCGCCCACGUGGGGAUGCGGAAGGUGGCCUGGGCUGGCUGGCGGGGAGCUCACGAAGCUUCUGGCACAACCCUGAGCCACCCCCAACAGACCCGGAAAAUCCCCACCUGGAGAAGGCCCGGGGCGAGUGAGCCCUUUGAGCGGUUCCAAUGGCCGUCACCGAGUUCUUGCUUGCCCACUCCACUGCUGGGCCCGUCGUACUACGAAAUAAUCACGUCUCCCAUUGGUUGAGGGCUUACUCCGUGCCAGGCUUUGUGAUUUAUGGGAAUGACCUCAUUCAAUCCUCACCACAGUCCUGUGCCAUUGGGGUUCUCAUUAUCAGCAUUUUACAGAAGGAGAAACUAAGUCUCAGAGAGGUUAAGGGACCGGCCCAAAGUCACACAGCCAGUAUGUGGCAGAACCAGCAUUCAGACCCAGGUCUGCCUGCCUGACUCCGCAGCCCGCCCCACGGCACUGCUUCUCCUGCCGGUACACGAGUGAAGGGUGCAGGUUUGACUGGACAUCUGCUUAUGAAGCAUUCAUUUUUCUCGUGGUAAUUACCUAAAACACUUUUUAUACUAAAGUGAGCAGAUACUCCCAGGAAUGAAAGUGAACAUUUGUGCCAAGAUGGAAAUGCAACUUGAGACGUCGGAGAUAUUCCAUGCCAAGGUCAAGGCUUCAGGCUCAGCCCCUUACUCCCUGAACUGACCUCUUCUCAGACCUCUGCCUUUGGAGGGAUGUUGACCAGGGAAGCUCUGCUGCAGGGCCAGCUUCUGUGUGGAACCUUCCUGGAGGCCAAGAAAGAUGGCCUCUCCCCAGUUUGCCAUCCCACUGAAUUGCUUAGGAAGGUCAUCGAGUUUCUCUGGGCUAAGGUUUCUAAAUUCCCCACACAUAUCAAUCUAGGAUUGGGGAUUGAAAAAUUAGAAUUCUUAGGAAUUCCUGAAGUCAUGUUAUUCUGUAUUUUUCAUAACUUUCUAUAUUUUUUUUAAUGAGAAAUAAACAUUUAGUAGUAGUUACAAAGAACUGUAGGCUAUAGCAAAUAUUCAAAACCAGGAAAAUACCAGAGAACAUUACUGGGUAGUAUUUGGAUAACAAAAUGUUUAAACCUUCAACAAGAUCAACUACACUACACAGAAUCAUGUGUUGAAAUUGCCAAUUUAAGGACUUGUUUCUAAAACUUUUUACUUCUCAGAACAUCAUUCAUAGAAUUUGUAUAAGAUAUACAAUACAUGUAAACAGGUUAAUAUUUUAAUCUGUGAGAAUGACUCACUGUUAACAAGUAGGGCCACGAAUACGUUUUUUUAUUUGUUUGUUUGUGGCGGCUUGUGGGAACCUAGUUCCCCGACCAGGGAUCGAACCCAGGCCCUCAGCAGUGAAAGCGUGGGGUCCUAAUCACUGGACCGCCAGGGAAUUCCCACGAAUACGUUUUUUACAUGGCAACAGCUACAAAAAAAAAGACUGAUUAGUUGUGAUCACUUACCUCCUAUGUACUUUGGUCCCAAGUUCCAGAAAUGUCUACCUUAACCUUGGACUCUGUGUCAGCGUUUCCUUCUCGUGCCGUGCUUUUUACUUGACAUCAGUGGAUUCCUUCAAACCAGGAAUUCCUCGAUGUUUAUUAUUAAGCAUUCGUUCUCACAGGAGAAUUAUAAUAGUUUUUCCUGUUUUCCCAAUUUCUUGACUGAUUAUUUUUGGGAUUCAGAAAAACACAAAUUUCAGGACUUCCCUGGUGGUCCCAUGGUUAAGACUCCACGAUUCCACUGCAAGGGAUGCAGGUUUGAUCCCUGGUCAGGGAAGUUUUGUUUUGUUUUGUUUUGUUUUUUUCAGGGAAGUUUUGCAUGCUGCGGGGUGCGGCCAAAAACAAAAACAAAAACAAAAAUUUCCUGAAAAUGGUCGGGAAGGACUUCCUGCAUCAAAAUGCUCUUCUGAGCUGAGUAGGGUUGGCAAGGCAAAUAUGCUGCAGAAAUAAUUAUCCUGUAUAGCAUAAAGCCCAGUCACUGAAGUUUCAUGGUUUCAGGAACCUCAGAAUCAGAAGAUCCAGUUAUGGAUUCCAGCUCUGCCAGUUCCUGGUUGUGAGACCUUGGGCAAGUCACUUUACCUCUCUGAGCUUCAAUCUAAUGGAUAGAAUGAUACCUGCGAAAUAACAUGCUUGCUUUGUGAGGCGGUACUGAAGAAGGGUUAAAAGUGUGGCUUUGGAGUCAGACAGUCUGAGGUUUGAAUCCACUGCUUACUACCUCUUUGAUCUGGGGCAAGGUCUAACCACUCUGAGCCCCAUUUUUUCUCUUCUGUAAAAUGGAAAAACUGAUUGAACCCAUUUCAUAGGAUUUUGGUGAGUUCAAAUGAGAUCACCUAUGAAAACACUUAACACAGAGCAUGGUACACUGUGAAUGCUUGAUGUGUGUGGACCAGUAUAGUUAUUACCUGCUGUAUCUACUACCUCACAGGGCAGUUGUGAGGAUGAAAGGGAGGUUAUAUUGUGGAAGUGCUUUCUAAGCUGUGAAAUGGUCAUCCACACACUUCCCUUUCCUUCAGAGAUGAGAUGGCCAGAAGCUCCUGGCAGACAUCAGUGGUUUCUCCCAGUAAGGAGCCCAAGAAUACCUACCUGUACCCACAGAAGGUAGCUGUGUUGAGGAGGCAGUGUCACCAUGGUUACCUGGGAAAGAAGGUUUAGUUGCCAUCAGAUAGGCAAACUCCAGCAUCAUCUGACUGCGGGCACACUUGGGGGAAAGCCAGUUUUCAGAAGGAAGCUUUGGAGAAAGGACAAUAUUUAACAGAGCCUGCCCACCAUAGGUUUGUUUAAUAGGGAUCAAAUCAAGAGAAGGGGGCGUGUAAUAGAAGGGGUGAGGGGCUGUUUGACUGUUGUCUGAAGCCCUCUUAUUGGCUGAACUUAGGAAACAAUUCUAUUAGCCGGAACCACUGCAUCCUGCUCCUGCCAUGUGUGCACUUACGAUGCUCAUUCAUUCUUAGACUGUGGACAAAACACGAAUCAAAGGGCUCUCCAAAGAUGAUCUUGUGUAAUCCUGACAGCAGCCCCAUAAAGUAAAUACUAGCAUUACUCCCGUUCUGUAGCUGAGGGCUUGGAGUCUGGGAAAGUUAAGUCCAUCGCCCAAAGUCACAAAGCCUAUAUGUUGUGGAGUCAAGAUUCAGACCAAGUCCAAACCCUUAGCCUCCGCCAGUCUUCCUCAACUCACUGGGUGCCAGAUGCUGAGCUUGAACAAGGAAGAAGGAAACACAGACGUAUAGGAUUUAGUGCCUCAAGUGGCCUCCUCUCUUGCCUUCUGUAACAACUCUCUCUCCCCAUACUAUGCCUACUUUUCUGGACACUGUUUCUUUGCUUCCAGGGAUGUUUUUCUCUGCUUAGCCCUUAAGUCCAGGUUUUCUGGGCACCAUCCUUGGACUCUUUUCUUUUGUACAGGACUGUGAGAGACCUUUAUGUCCACAGCUUCAGCUGCCAGUCAUCUCUCCUAUUUUUUAUUUUUUAAUUUAUUUUUUAAUUCUUUGGCUGCGUCAUGCGAUUUGUGGGAUCUUAGUUCCCCGACGAGGGAUCGAACCUGGGCCCUCGGCAGUGAAAGCGCAGAGUCUUAACCACUGGACCGCCAGGGAAUUCCCCGUCUCUCCUAAUCCAGACUGCCCCUCUGAGCACCAGCUCAAUCCAGCCAACUGCCUCCUUGACAUCCCCUCUGACGUUCCAGCCUCCCAACCGAAUUCAUCCUCUCCCCCUUAACAUGCCUCGCCUCCUGAGUUCCCCUUCCUCCUUACCAUGGCCUCCUAGUUUCAAAUACUGCUGUAGUGGUGAGGAACCCUAGAAGUCUUCCUAGAUAAAGCCUCUUGAGUCAGUUCUUGGGGUUGGAGAGGGACUGUGGGCUGUGUGUUUUGAGAGCUGCCAUGGGUUUGGGGGUGAACUUGGAGGGUAGAAUGCAUCGUUUAAUCAACUGUCUGCUAAGUGCCCGGCAGUGGGCCUGGUCUAAUAGCAGGGGUGGAGGACACAAUCAUGAAUGAAACAGACAGGAUCCCUGGCUUCAGGGAGCUUUCAGGCCACUAGAGAAUACGGACCUCAAGCAAUCCUCCCCAAAUACCAACUCUUACAAACUGUAACAAGUAUCAUGAAGGAAAAGUUCAGGGUGCUAUGAAAGAACGUGGUAAAUCUAUACUGGGUGGGGGGAGGGGGUCAAAGGCCAUUUGGAGAAAGUGACAAUUACUAUAUUCCUGAGAACUGAGUUGAGGGAAGAGAAUUCCACAUAGAAGCAACUGUAGGUACACGCACAAAGACCCAGAGGUGGACGAGAACGCGGUGUGUUGGGAAAACUGAAAGGCAACCCGUGUCUAUGGCUCUGAGUAUGCUGGGGCAUGUGGGCAGGACAAGACUGGCCUGGUUGGCUGGGGACAGUGGCAGGUGCCUUGUGGGCCAUGGUAAGGAGCCUGGAUUUUUUGGUUUAACUUUUUAUUUGGAAAUAAUUUUGAAGUUACAGAAAAGUACGAAGGGCAUCCGUAUGUCCUCUACUCCAAACUCAUCUGUUAAAAAUUACUUGUUCUCCCUCUAUAUGUAGUAUAUACAUGUGACUUUUAUUCUGAACUAUUUGAGAAUAAGUUGCAUACAUCUUGUUCUCUUACCCUUAAAUACUUAGAAUUUCCUGCCCCAGUGCAGUAAAGAUAUCCACUUCACUAAAUUUAACAUUGAUGCAAUAUGGUACCUAAUUUACCAUUCACUUUGUCAAUUGUCUCAAUAAUAUCCUUGAUGUACUAUUUUCCCCUCUAGUCCAGAAUCCAGGCUAGAAACGAUGUAUUGCAUUAAAUUGUCAUUUCUCUUUAGUCUCCUUUAAUCUGGAAUAGUUAGCCUUUGUCUUUUAUGACAUUGACAUGGUGGAAAAAUGCUGUCUUCCCCUUUAAUAGAAUGUUCCUCAUUUGAGCUUUGUCUACUGUUUCUUCAUGAUCAUAUAUGGGUUAAGAAUUCCCGGCCAGAAGACUGCAUAAAUGUUGUCAUAUCCUUCUCAGUGUGACAGCAAGAGGCACACCAUGUCUGUCUACUCCUCCUUAGUGAUUUUGUCUGAUUUCUCCAAUCUCUAGUUUAAAUUUUCCCCUCAUAACUGAUAAGCCGUCCGGGAGAUACAUUACAACCAUGCAGCUGCCCUAUUCCAUAGAUUAUUAAAUAGAUGAGAUUGACUGUCUCUUCAUGAUUCUUGCCUGAAUCAGAUCAGUCUUUAUUACGAUGGUUACAAAAUGAUGACUUCAACUCCAGGACUCCCUCCACUUGACAUUCUUCUGCCUACUUAUUUAAUAUUUAUUAUUAGUAGGGACUUUGAGAUUUAUAUUAUUUUCCAAUAGUUUUAUAGUUAUUAACCUUACUUAUUUUGGUGCUCAAAUUGCUCCAGGUCUGGGCAGUGGGAGCCCCUUAAAACUAGAAGCCUGGUUUUUAUCCCCACUUCAGUGGAGUAGCAUGAUUCUGUUUGCACAUAUGACCACCUUUUAUUGUGUGACAGUGUGUCGUAGGGGCACAGACAUAGGGAGACCUGAUGGGAAACUCUUGUGUAGUUCAGGAGGUAGACGUGGCUUAGACUGGGGUGGUGACAUAUUGGAUGGAGAGAAUGGAUGGACGCUGGAGGAACUUUGGUGGUAGAAUCGGCAGGACUUAGCGGGUGCAGUUGGGGGGUGAAUGUGUGAGCGGUCAGAGAGGGAGAAGUCAGGAGUGACCGAAGUGGCUGCGGGGAUGGUGGAGUCGUUUACUGACGCGGGGAAGACAA
Messenger RNA from Balaenoptera acutorostrata (minke whale), 7281 nucleotides. RefSeq names its product BAF chromatin remodeling complex subunit BCL7C (gene BCL7C). The record is from RefSeq and is a predicted model, not a curated record. The transcript has 6 exons. NCBI's taxonomy places the organism in Eukaryota, Metazoa, Chordata, Mammalia, Artiodactyla, Balaenopteridae. The coding region runs from base 255 to 983 and encodes 242 amino acids.